Didymodactylos carnosus is the source of this 208-nucleotide messenger RNA. The record is from the annotation of a GenBank genome assembly. NCBI's taxonomy places the organism in Eukaryota, Metazoa, Rotifera, Eurotatoria, Philodinida, Philodinidae.
AUGCUAUCGCGUGACUACACUACAGAAGCAUCGCGCUAUGUUUUCAUAAUUCAUUUUCAUCGAGCGUAUCGUGUGUCUGAUGAAGGUCAGUGCAUUUUGUUAAUGGCGCAUUUUGUUCAGAAUUCAGUACUCUCUAAAACUACAUGUGACUUGGUCGGUAAAUGUGCGUUUUUCGAGAGACAGACCCCGUCAAGAUCCUCCUUAGGGU